AUGGAUAGCAAGGACACGCGAUCGAGGUUCGUAAUCGAAGUUGCUCCCUUCGCUAGUGAAAUAGGCCCAGGCCUCCCGCUCAACAACUCCACCCACGGCGAGCAAUUCCUCGUCACCAACCUCUCCAUCCGGUUCGCUCCUUCCUCUCAAGCAAACCAGCCUCAGUUCUUCAACGUCUCUCGUAAUAGACUCUCCGGCCCGAUUCCCGUCACGCCUGCUUUGGUCCGAUUCAACGACAACUCGUUCUCCGGCAAUGGCGAUCUCUGCGGCGACCAGAUUGGGAAGCGAUGCUUGGGAUUGAGAGCAGCAAAAGCAGAGAGAGGCAUGGAAAAGAGAGUGAAAAGAAGGGAAGAAAGAAAGAAAGAUAUAGAUAGAUAG
Messenger RNA from Linum trigynum, 378 nucleotides. The record is from the annotation of a GenBank genome assembly. Lineage: Eukaryota; Viridiplantae; Streptophyta; Magnoliopsida; Malpighiales; Linaceae.